Molecule: messenger RNA, 1051 nt
Organism: Pseudogymnoascus destructans
Lineage: Eukaryota; Fungi; Ascomycota; Leotiomycetes; Thelebolales; Thelebolaceae
Exons: 6
Coding region: 47-1051 (334 amino acids)
Source: RefSeq, a predicted model, not a curated record
CUUCGGGCCUCGCAAUUAUUGCAAGGUUGGGGGAUAACAGAGCUUGAUGGUACUUGAAAGAAAUGAUAGUUCGCCCGUGCAUCGGUGUACCGUGGUAGUCAUCAAUGGCCAAGGUUUUACCUGCCCUAUCCUAGCAGUUUUGAUUGGCGGUAGCCCGGCCACCGUUAUUCCCGGUGGCUGCACCGCAACACAACUCAUUGUCACACCCUUAGUACCACUUGCUGCUGGUACAACAUUCCAGGUCGUCCUAACCACAGGCACAAUCGGAAAUCCUGUGACGCUUACCGCUUUUGUGGGGCUUGGCCUACCCGGUCCAGCCGGUCCACAAGGUCCAGCCGGUCCAGCCUGUCCAGGUCCAAUCUGUUUAACUGUCGACUGCAAGCGGAAGACUGUGACUUUCGGCUCAACUGCUGCCACCUCGUUCACCGUGGUCUCUAACACAGUGAUAAACGCCGUUGUUCCGCCGGGUCCUAGCGCUGCCGCUCCGACUCCCAUUGUCACAGGGCCUUCCCCAGCGUCCGGGCCGGUAUCAGGUGGGAAUACUGUCACCCUGACGGGCUCAAACCUCAAUGGUGCCACGGCGGUUACGUUUGCCGGUAAUGCAGCCAGUUCUUUCGCUGUCGCUCCAGCAGGUACCGCUGGGACCGCCUCCGUCACACCGCCUGCUAGUACUAGCCUGGGUUUCAAUUAUACUUAUAUCGCCCCUCCCGCACCUACAGAAGUAUUUCCUACUACGGGCGUCACUUCUGGCGGCGAUAGUUUCGCUAUCACCGGCACUGGUCUCACGGGAACCACUAGCGUGAAUUUCGGAACCACCCCCGCGACUAGCUUUACAGAGUUCCAUCACUCCAACUUCUGGACCGAUUACGGGGGGCACGGUGGUGACCAUUACUGGGCAGGCUUGAUUGAUACCAUUGAUGUGAACUUUGGGACAACUGCAGCGACGGGCGUUACAGUUACACCUGGUAGGAGGGAGGAUGUGUGGACCGUUGUAUGGAGUUCUCUUCACCUCGUUGGAGAGUUUCAGCUCGGCCGGUUCACCAGGAUUUGA